Messenger RNA from Monodelphis domestica (gray short-tailed opossum), 10236 nucleotides. NCBI's taxonomy places the organism in Eukaryota, Metazoa, Chordata, Mammalia, Didelphimorphia, Didelphidae. The record is from RefSeq and is a predicted model, not a curated record.
CCUGGCCCAGGAAUCCUCAGAAUGCGAGGUUUCUCUCAAGGCAUCUUGCAUCAGCUUGUGGAUGGAUGUAUGCUCACCCCCAGCCUCCUCCAUCAGUGAGCAAGGGGAGAAGCGGGCUUUCUCACCAAACUUUGCCUGCUGGGUUUGGGGAAAUACUCUGGAUCAGGACUCGCCACUAGCCCUGGGCUCAAGUGGUUGCUGGCCUUGGACUCAAGGAGACCUACAAAAGGGCCAAGGUUUGUGCCCUAGAAGUCCCAAAGGUUGUGGCCCGAAGAAAGGAAGCCAAUUGUCUUCUUGAUUGGGAGACUGGGAGAGUGAAAAGGAAAACAGCCCAUCUGGUCCAUCCAGGCACUGAGGAUCCAGCACGACCCUCCAGAGAAUGUUCUUCACCUCAUAAUGACCAUCUUUAAAGUAUCCAGAGAAAAGUCUUUCCUGUUUUGAAGACCUUCAGGGGAGGAGAAGAAAACAUCUGGCUUGGACUGAGCAGCCCGUUUGGAAGACAAGCGUAUCCUUCUCUGAGUAAACCACUAGCUACUCAGAUCUGAGUUCUCACAGAUACAAUGAAGAUCUAAGGGCCAACAAAAUGGAACCAAAUUCGAAUCCUAGUAAUACGAUCUGACAAGCUCUCAGUAUGAAGUCUGUGAUCAUCUUAACCCUUCUAUGUCCAAAGACUCCAGCGCUGACACUACCUGCUGAGAUGACCCCCUUUUCCAAAUUGCCCUUGGUGCUGCUGCUGCUGCCUCCCAUCUUGAGUGUUACCAAAGCUCAGGUUAAUCCAGCUGUAUGUCGCUAUCCUUUGGGCACAUCAGGAGGCCACAUUCCAGAUGAAGACAUUACAGCUUCCAGUCAGUGGUCAGAAUCCACAGCUGCCAAAUAUGGAAGGCUGGACUCUGAAGAAGGGGAUGGAGCUUGGUGCCCAGAGAUCCCAGUGGAACCCGAUGAUCUGAAGGAGUUUCUACAGAUCGACCUACGCAAUCUGCAUUUUAUCACCCUUGUGGGAACCCAGGGACGCCAUGCAGGGGGCCAUGGCAAUGAGUUUGCUCCUAUGUACAAGAUUAAUUAUAGCAGAGAUGGCACCCGCUGGAUCUCUUGGAGGAACAGGCAUGGAAAACAGGUGCUGGAUGGAAAUAGCAACCCCUAUGACAUUGUCCUCAAGGACCUGGAACCCCCCAUUGUCGCCAGAUUCGUCCGCUUCAUUCCCGUCACUGACCACUCCAUGAAUGUCUGCAUGAGGGUGGAGCUCUAUGGUUGUGUCUGGCUAGAUGGAUUGGUGUCUUACAAUGCUCCAGCUGGACAGCAAUUUGUACUCCCUGGAGGUUCCAUCAUUUACCUGAAUGAUUCUGUCUAUGAUGGAGCUGUUGGGUACAGCAUGACAGAAGGUCUGGGACAACUGACAGAUGGGGUCUCUGGCUUGGAUGACUUCACCCAGACCCAUGAGUACCACGUUUGGCCUGGUUAUGAUUAUGUGGGCUGGAGGAAUGAAAGUGCCAUCAAUGGUUACAUUGAGAUCAUGUUUGAAUUUGACCGGAUUAGGAAUUUCACCACCAUGAAGGUUCACUGCAACAACAUGUUUGCUAAGGGGGUGAAGAUCUUUAAAGAGGUUCAUUGCUACUUCCGUUCGGAGUCCAAUGAAUGGGAACCCAAUGCUGUCUCCUUCCUACCAGUCCUGGAUGAUGUCAACCCUAGCGCUCGCUUUGUCACAGUGCCCCUUCUUCACCGAAUGGCCAGUGCCAUCAAGUGCCAAUUCCAUUUUGCUGAUACCUGGAUGAUGUUCAGUGAGAUCACCUUUCAAUCAGAUGCUGCAAUGUACAACAACUCUGGAGCCCUUCCCACCUCCUCAGUGGCACCUACCACUUAUGACCCAAUGCUCAAAGUGGAUGACAGCAACACCCGCAUCUUGAUUGGUUGCCUGGUGGCCAUCAUCUUCAUUCUUGUGGCCAUCAUUGUCAUCAUCCUCUGGAGGCAGUUCUGGCAAAAAAUGCUAGAGAAGGCUUCCCGGAGGAUGCUAGAUGAUGAAAUGACUGUAAGCCUUUCCCUGCCUAGUGAAUCCAGCAUGUUCAACAAUAAUCAUUCUUCAUCACCCAGUGAGCAGGAGUCCAACUCCACUUAUGACCGAAUUUUCCCCCUUGGUCCUGACUACCAGGAGCCUUCCCGGCUCAUACGGAAACUCCCUGAAUUUGCUCCAGGAGAUGAGGAGGCAGGCUGCAGUGGUGUAGUAAAGCCAGUCCAGCCAAAUGGCCCUGAGGGUGUUCCCCACUAUGCAGAAGCUGACAUUGUGAACCUGCAAGGUGUAACAGGAGGCAAUACUUACUCAGUACCUGCAGUUACCAUGGAUCUACUCUCUGGAAAAGAUGUAGCUGUGGAAGAAUUUCCCAGGAAACUCCUCACAUUCAAGGAGAAGCUUGGAGAAGGCCAAUUUGGAGAGGUUCAUCUCUGUGAAGUGGAGGGCAUGGAAAAAUUCAUGGACAAAGAUUUUGCCUUGGAUGUCAACACAAACCAGCCUGCUCUGGUGGCUGUGAAAAUGCUUCGAGCAGAUGCCAACAAGAAUGCCAGGAAUGAUUUUCUCAAGGAGAUAAAGAUCAUGUCCCGGCUAAAGGACCCAAACAUCAUCCGGCUAUUGGCAGUGUGCAUUGCAGAAGACCCCCUCUGUAUGAUCACUGAGUACAUGGAGAAUGGAGACCUCAACCAAUUCCUUUCCCGACACGAACCCCAGAGCCCUCCCUCCAGUAAUGCACCUACUGUCAGUUAUAUAAACCUGAAGUUCAUGGCCACACAGAUCGCUUCCGGCAUGAAGUAUCUGUCCUCUCUAAAUUUUGUCCACCGAGACCUGGCCACACGAAAUUGCUUAGUGGGAAAGAACUACACCAUCAAGAUAGCAGACUUUGGGAUGAGUAGGAACCUGUAUAGUGGAGACUACUACAGGAUCCAAGGUCGGGCAGUGCUCCCUAUUCGUUGGAUGUCUUGGGAGAGUAUCUUAUUGGGCAAGUUCACCACAGCAAGUGAUGUGUGGGCCUUUGGGGUGACACUGUGGGAGACCUUCACUUUUUGCCAGGAGCAGCCAUAUUCCCAGCUGUCAGAUGAGCAAGUCAUCGAGAAUACUGGAGAAUUCUUCCGAGACCAAGGGCGGCAGACAUACCUCCCACAGCCUGCAAUUUGUCCAGAUCCUGUUUAUAAGCUGAUGCUCAGCUGCUGGAGAAGAGACACCAAAAACCGUCCCUCAUUCCAAGAAAUCCACCUUCUACUUCUCCAGCAAGGAAAUGGAGAGGAAUGAUGGUAUCAACCCUGGAGCACCUCUGAUGGUCCAUGGCUCUCCCCUUAAAACCCACCACUUCUCCAAAUCUAAGCCACUUCACCUGGACUUCUAAUGGACCCUGGGAGACAGAGGCUUCUUUGUUUAUCUCCUUUUUUUUACAUUAAAGAACUGAAAAAGAAAGAAAGAAAGAAAGAAAGAAAGAAAGAAAGAAAGAAAGAAAGAAAGAAAGAAAGAAAGAAAGAAAGAAAGAAAGAAAGGAAGAAAGAAAGAAAGAAAGAAAGAAAGAAAGAAAGAAAGAAAGAAAGAAAGAAAGAAAGAAAGAAAGAAAGAAAGAAAGAAAGAAAGAAAGAAAGAAAGAAAGAAAGAAAGAAAGAAAGAAAGAAAGAAGUCUAGGUCAGAAGAAGUCUAAAAAAAGAAAUCUCAGCUGACAUACCAAAGUUGGAUGACAAAGGCCAGAAAAUUCAAAUAAUUUAUAAAUGUUAAAUAUGUUUGUUCAUAAAUGUGCAAAUUCUGUGAUUUUUUCCUUCUGUGUUUCCCUUUUUAGGAAGCAUUUAACAAAUCAGAACAGAGAAAGACUUGAAGGAUACAUGAGGUAUGCUGUGGGAGUAUGUUUAAGCUAAAGGGUUCAGUGAGGCACCAGAUUAUGGACUGAUCAUGAGCUUUGAGUUCUAAUGAGGUCUUUCUCAUUUACUCAUGAGCUAACCUGGAUCCGUAAUUGAAUAUUUCUUCACAGUAGUGUCAUAUGUAGGAAUGAUUCUGAUAGCAUAUUUGUAAACACACAUAAUUAUACACACAUACACACAACAACGAUGACAACGACAAUUACGAACCCAGGUCCUGUGGAGAUAGGAACUCUGUUCCCAUGCAUGACAGUGGAGGGUAGCAGCAUGGUAGAGAGAAUCUAAGAAAGGAGAUUAGGCAAUUGUAGAGAAAAAAGGGUAUGUGAAUAUAAUCUGUGCAAGUGUGGAAUAUCCAUUUAUAAUCCCAGUAGGAGCUCCUGGACUGUAUUUCUCUUUAGUUGAUUCAAGUAUAUUCAGAUAUGGAUUUCUCCAAGAAAGAACUGAUUUUUAAAUCAGAUUCAAGGCAUAUCUGGGACUGGUAAACCAUGGCUGAGAUUGUUAUUAUAGUAUCUUAGCUAUGGAAUGACCUUAGAAAUCAAUUCCCAGUUCAAGAGAUCUAUGAGAGGUACAAUCCCAGUCAUCAUCUCUAGGGACGAUUGUGAGCCGACUCCCUGUGUCUUUGUCAUACGUGACAAAGCCAAUAGGAAGUGGAAUAUAAGGCUGGGUUUUCCUCCUUUAGACACUUGGAUCAUUCCUUAAAUUUUCUCAAAUUUGUAUUAAAAUGGUCUCAGAGUUGAUUCUGAAUGUCCACAAACUCCAAGCUCUCCAGCCUAGCAGAAAAACUAAACUUCAACUCAAAAUACAGAGAGAGACAGAAAGAAUUUCAGAGAGGGAGACUUCCAGGGAGACACAGUAGAGACACAAGGUCAUGAAAUUUGGAAGGAACCAGCAUAAUUUCCCUAGAAUAUACUUUUUUCCUCCCCCAAUCUCCAGGGGUUCACAUUGAAGGUGAGAUCCUUCCCACUCAUCCCAUUUUCAGUGACUUGCUUCAUUUCAGGGCAUGUUUUCUCUCACUGUUGGCCAGACACUUGGUGCCAGGCCAACUCCAUCUCUCUAGUAGCAGCCAAUUCUUUGGCAUCACAAAAAGCCUCUCCUGGAGGCAUUUUUUCUACGCCCUGAAACUGUACUCCAUGUGAAAUGCCCUUUUGCCCUAGGUCUCCAAAUUUUUAAUUACAGCUCUGGAUUUUAGGACAUAUUUUCCAAACCAGGCAGCCAAGCCACUAUUUCACAGCUCUCUCUACUCCCUCUAUCCAAUUUAAACAAUUCUUCAAGAUUCUGAUUGUCUUCUCUCAACCAGUUUUCAGAAUCACUACUGGAGCAAAAGUGCAGAUUGAGAUCCUAGAUUCCCAGCUUUAACCCACUGUUUCUAAAAGUGGCCAGGUUAGAGGCAUGAGUUUCUUGAUUCCCUUUCCUUCUUCCUUUCCAUUUAUUCUCCUUUAUUCUGCAGCAAUUCAUCUACCUGAUGCUUUUGUGUACUAAAGUGGUUCCAUACAAAUUCAUAUAUUUGAAACUAGCUUAUUUGCUCUAGAUUGGUCUUGCCCUAGAAAACCAUUUCAGUGGGCUAUCAAAUUGACUCAAAUUGGCAAUUUGCAUAUAGUAGUAGGUGCUUAAUAAAUGUUUGUUAAAUUGAAACAUUAAACAGGUGGUAUCACCAAACACUUUCUCCUCUUCUUGGAUGAAAGUUUGAUCUUCCAAUAUUUAAGCUUUAAAAUUAAGAGACAAUCCCAAUUACCAUCCAAAGAGCAUAUAGAAUCAUAGCAUGAUAGAAUCUCAGAACUGGAAGGGACCUUAGUCCAGCCAUGACCUGAGCAGGAAUUUCCCUCUAUCAUAUACCCCCAAAAUAGUCAUCUAGCUUCUAUUUGAAGACUUUUACUAAUAAGGAAUAUUUAAUGUGGCGACCAAUAAAUCAUCAAGAAAUCAAUCAUUAAGCAUUUUUAAAGUACCUAUGAAAUUUGCCCAAUACUAUGCUAGGUUAUACAUAAGUAAAAUAGUCUGACCCUCAAAGAGUUUACAUUCUAUUGGGAGUACAUAUCAUGUUCAUAGGGAAGUAAAUAUGGGAUAUAUUCAAAACAAAGACUAAAUGGAAGGAAGAGCACCUUCAUAGUAUAUGAUCAGGGCAUUUCUGAGAAAAAUGAAUUGAAAGUAGAGAAAUCCCCUUAAAAAUGUUGCAUGAGGCCUCAGAGUUUAAUAGCAGGCCACUGACCAUAAGACACAUUUAUUUAAUUUCAAGAGGGAAGCAUGCAAUUGUUGAACAAAGAAGGAAGAAAGAAACAGAUGCUUUGGCAGACGUGGAACUUUUCUCGUUCCCAUUGGAGUCAAUUCUCAUGUUCAGAGAUGAUGUGACAUCUAAGCAGUGUUUUUAGACAUUUCAAAUCCCAAGCUGUAACUAUGCCAGUGACUAUGGAGAGAACUAUAACCAGACUUGGAAGGUUUACUCACAAGGAGGAGAAUAAUCCAAUGCAUAAAGCAGAAUAAAGUCUGAGAGAAAGAGGAGAAGCCAAAGAUAUUGUGGGUAAUGAGGAAAGGCUGUAAUGUAAUGUCGACUGAAGUGUGCUGAGGAUGGGGUGGGAGAUGAGGUUUGGCAAGAAGAGAAGAGGCAGAAUCAAAGAGCAAGCAUGUUUUGUUAAAUGAUGGAUGGCAGAGACAGCGAGAAACAAAGAGGAAGAGAGACAGAGACAGCGAAGAUGGAGUAAGAAAGUUUUCAGAAUAUAGUGAGGAUGGAAUGAUGUAUCAUGCAAAGCAAGUUAGGGCUGAAGUGAUGUUGUGGCCUUUCUGGAAGGCAAGAGACAUUGGAUGGCACAAGUGAGUGUAUUGAAGAUAAGAAAAAGUGACCAGGGAAUGAAGGACAAUGGAGCUGUUCAGGGUGGGAUGAGAGGAAUUCUUGAAUGAUUUAGAAGCCCAUACUCAUCCACCAGAGGGUAGCAUUAUCCUACAACAGAAGCACAUCAGAGAGGCCCCCUUUUUUGAGGUUUUGUAGAGAGCAAUGGGUUAAAGUAUUUAGGGAAAUCCUGAGAUUUCAGAGAGAGUUGAACCAAAUCUCUCUUGGCACUUAGUUCUGGAAUUUACCUCCUGGUACAAAGAAAGAGUAAAUCUAAGCAAAACCAAUGACUAUACAGUCUCCUACUAACCUUCUUUUAUCCACAGACUUCUGGCUUAUUAACUUAAUAGGUCAAUGCUGGAUAUAUAUGUCUAGGGAUACUGAUUUGGCCUUAUUUGAAAGAAAUGGUUGUACUAGGUUCUAGUUCCAUAGGCCAGGAAAACAGAAAUGCAAUGAAAAUGCUCCUAAGAGAACUGGACCAUCCAACCUCCAGAAGAGUGGAUAGAUAGGAUGAUUUCUUGAAUGUCUUUUCAGCCCUAAGCUUCUCUAAAUCUAGAGCACACUUGUUGCUCCUAAAGAUGUUUUUUUCUAUGGGCUAUUGGCUUUUUCUGGCUACCUUUUUUCAUGGUUGGCUCCCACUAAAACAGGAAAAGUACAGAUGCUAAUAACUAUCAUAGCCAAGAAAGCCCAUGGCAUAACCAAGAAGAUACAGAUCAUUUAUAUCCAACUUCUGUCAUGUACCAGGAACCCCUGCUGCAUGAUUUCUCUGGAAGGUCCUAGUCUAAGCAGUACUGUUUGGUAUGGGAGCUCUAUAACAUGUUUCCCAAGUCUCUCUUGCUCUUCAUGAUUCCACUUAUCCCAUUGGCUAGUAUUGAAGAAUCAUUGUAGAUAUGAUCACUGCCAGGAGUAGGAAAGUUCAGUGUUAGGCAUAUCCAAACAGUGCCCCUUCUAAAGAAGGACAUUAAGUGGCAUGGAAUCUUAGAAAGGAGUGACUCUUCUUGCUUUAAGAUGAAUGCAGUUUUAAAAUUUUUCUUUUGAAAAUGAAAUCCUCCCAUUAAGAAGCCCUCCAAGCAUACAUGGAUGUACCAAUUUCAAUAACACUCAUGAUUACAACACUCAGAGUGGUCAAAGCCAAGCAGUAGAAAUCAUUGAAUUCAGUCAGAAAUCAUUGCUACCUUGUCAAAGGAAUAUUCAACUGAGUUAGGAAAGAAAUAUACGGAGUUUAUGUUCCAUGUGUGAAGAUAUUUUUCCAUUAAGGUUUGUAAAGACUCAGGUUUUUCACAUGACACACAAGGAAGUAAAAUGUGUUAGAUAUCAACAAUGUGGAGGUAGUCUGCAUGUUUUAGGUAAAAGAAAAGAGAGGAUGGAGAAGAAGGUGGUUCAAGGAAAGAACCAAGUUGAAAAGAAACAGCUUCGGUGUGGAGCAAAACAAUAAAUGAGAAGAUAAAAAGCUAAGAAUUUGAUUAUUCAGAAAAGUGAACAGCAUCAUGGCUGAGCAGAACCACUAGAAGUCUUUGUUUCUAACUAUAAUUCAUAGGCUUGCAAUAGACCAUCCAAAUCCUUUCCUUUGAGCAUAUUUCUUUGAAUGUGCCUAGUUCUCAAACUGUUCCUGGAAUAUUGGCAUCUUAGUCUACACAGAAAGAUGCCUCUAAAUUGCAAUUUAAAUGUUUUUACAAAAAUAUAUGAACGUCAUUUCCUCUUGGUAAACAUUCUUGGAAUUUUGAAUUAGAAGGUCAAAAGGCCCAAGUUGCUAAUGGUGAGUUGAUUUCCUGAAUUGCAAGCUCAUUUGCUACAAAUAGCUCCCCUACUAACUGUCAUGAUCACACAGUAGAUGGUUGUUUUGUUUUUAUAAUACUCUUAGUUCUUCCUGCCUUGUGAUUUAGCCUGAGUGGAUGUGGUAAGAGAAAUUCUGUCCAAGUGCAAUUCUGUUGAAUACAAGGGGGAACAUUAUCAAUCCAGGUAUAAAAGAGAUGCUGUGUAAUAGGUAGAUUGCUUUUCUUAAUCAAUAAACAGGACCAUUAAAAUCUGGUGCUUACUGUUCUAGAGAGAUAGGGAUAUGUUUUUUUUUUUUAAGACAUAAAACAACCUCAGGGAGAUAUGAACUCUUUACUUUUGUUGGCUGAAGACUGAAGACCUUUCCUAUUGUGUCUCUAGCUAGAUAAAAGAAUACCGGGUAGUCCCUGUGUGUAAUUGUGGCCAGACAAUAAGAGAACUUCCCAAAUUAAGCCAAAGUUUCCACUGACAAUGAGUGAAAAAGAACAUACUGAAAAUAGCAUUGGGCAUGGCUCCCUUUCUUCUUUCCCUAUUCAUCAAACAUGGGUUCAAUAGCUUAUCUUCAGAAGGGAAGGACAAUUUUAUCUUCAUCCAUUAUCAACAUGAAAAGGACCACUGAAUUCCUAAGUAGCCCAACCACUACUAUGGACUAAACUGAUUCUAUUUAGAAAAUCUGUCCUAAAGUAUUAGAAUCACAUUGUAAUUCUGCAGUCGCUGCUUCAAAUUAAUAGGAUUAUAGAUUUAAAUAUCAAAUUAGAUGGAGUUGGAGGGGAGGAGUGUUAGAGCUGAAAUGGAGUAAAAAGAAAAUUAUCAUUAAAACAAUUUCACCUAAAUACAUGGUGCAAAAUCAGGAAAGAAUGAAUUUCUAUUUCUCUGAAUAUUUUCUUAAAUGUUAAAGGAAGAGUGAGGAAGUUAAAAAUAUUACCCAAAUCAAUAUUGUACAGAAUUCUAACAUAAGAUGUUAAUUUCCCUUCCUUUGUGCAUUCACUAAUAGUUCCAGAUCUAUAAUAUCCAAUUUGUGACAAUAGCUUUUCUGUCAAUAGAUUUGAACCCAAACUCUUUGGUCCCAAACAUGGGCCUUUCCCAAUAAGCUAACCAGCAGCUCCUUCAGUCAUUCAGGCAUAGUUCUUGAGAACUAUUUUACAGGACUCUCUAAGAGAGGAAGGAGAAUAUAAUCAGGGCCAUACAUUUGGAGCAGGCAGGCUGGCUUAUGUGAAUUCAGUGUCAAAGCAGCCUGCAUACAGAGAAUCUCAGAGGAAUUUGAGAAAGCAGAAAGGGCUAAAAUAAUCACAUUCAAAGAAAAGAUUUAUUCUUAAUAUAGAGGUUUAGAAAUUUAGAGUUCUGAUGACAUCUGCAUAAACACCAAACUUGUAUAGUUUGUCUGGUCCACCCUGGUGCCAUUUUAUCUUUAGGGUUAUUUUCUUUUUCCCUCACUCUAUUCUUGAGUAAUCUUUUGUGGAGAACUUGGGUCUCUAUAGCAGAGUGGUACAUUCCUCCUGAGGACAGUGAAUAUGUGUGCCCUGUUCUGUCCCUCCUAACAGCUCAGAGGACAUUGUGUCCUAUUGAGUGCUGAUGAAUAGCAAACCGAUUUAAUCUCCGUUUAUAGAAAUCAUACUCAUUCCAAAAUAGAAUAUAUACAAAUUCUCUGUAUUUGAAAAAAAUGAGACGUGAUACCCAUUGUAUAUUUUCUUUUCUUCUUUAUUUAUUCUCUGUAAGUCCAUUUGUCAGAUGAUAAAAUGUAAAUAAUAAUGAUUAAAGAAAUAUGCUGCUGA